UGGUCUAGCAGUAAUUGGUAGUGGACUUGACUGAUGUCAUCAUCGUUAUUUCCUAAUAGUUUGUACUGUGGUGAAUGUUUAUUUAAUUAUAAAGUGCAGACAUUGGCAUAAGAUUCCAAUCUAUCCGUAUUCCUAAUUAGUGAUUUCUAUCCAAGUGCGCAGUUGUUCAAGGACAUGCGGUACAAGAUUCGUCAAUGAACACUGUGUUUAAGAUAUAGUGAGAAAGUUUUAGCAGUACCAUGUCAGGUACGGAGCAAAAUAUAGUGAACUCAAUGCAACAAUUGUCUGUUCAGCCAAGUCAUAGUGGUCAUACUGAGAAACCCACGCAGGUGGUCACUCCCGCAGUGAACAGAAGUCAGCUGUCUUCGACGCCGAAGGUUACGCCCGUCAAAGCGAACAUAGUGUCCCCUGCUAUUGCUACAAUCGACAGACUCCUGAGCCUGGGAGGAAACACCCCCCCACCCCCGCCAGUCCUCACCCGCACGUCAGACAUGGACCCCCACACGGUGGAACAGUUGCGGGCCGUCAAGGAACUGCUCACUACUCAAGAGGAAGAAGCGCAGAACCUCAGAGAUCUCAAUCGGGAAUUAAGAGAUCGUCUCGAGGAGUGUGAGACCAAAGUCAAAAAGCUCUCAGAACAAAAUGAAGAAUAUGCUGAAAAAGAAAAGGCUCUCUCGCAGCGUGUUGCGGAAAAAGUCAAAAAUAACAAACAGAUGAGUGUAGUUAUGGAGGAAUAUGAAAGAACCAUCUCGUCCCUUAUAGGGGAGCGAGAAGCUGAAGGCAAGAGAUGGACAGAGGAACGAGUCACACUAGUUCGGGAAAGGGACGAAGCUGCAUCACAUCUUGCAUCCAUGGAACACGCCUUUAAUGACGUUCACACAAAAUAUGAAAGGUGUAAAGUCAUCAUACAAGGCUACAAAGGAAAUGAAGAGGCGCUAAAAAGGUCCGUAGAGGAAAACAAUGAUGCGAUACAGAAAUUAGAAGCGAGGUAUGAGACUUUGCGUCAACAUGCCAUGCAGCAGCUAAACAAGGCCAAUGCUGAGCUCGACUCAGUCAAAAAGGCUCAUCAGGCUGAGAUAUUAAAGCUGAAUGCCAUGUUGAAGAAGAGUGAAGUACACUCGUCUUCCCUGCAGGAGUCCCUCGCACAGAAGAUCAAAGACAAUGAGGAGUUGACGGCCAUCUGUGAUGAACUCAUCAACAAGGUCGGGUAAACUUUAUCUAAAUACUUACUAAUCUUAAGUAAGCCACAUUUUCAUUUCACUAACCUGCAUUUAAUAUUGUUGCAUUUUCGACAAAUGCUUAAUUAAAUUAAUUGAAAUAAUUAAGGAAAUGCUUAACUAUAACUUUAAUGUGCGCCAGUGCUGUUACCAUUUCUUCAUUGUGUGUAAAUUGUAAAUAAUUCUCUGCAAUUAAUUGAAGUAAUGUCCCUUUAUAUUUUUGUAUAUUUUUUUAAUAAUUUUAUACUUAAGUUUUAUUUUUUUUUGACAUUGAAUAUAAAUUUCAUAAAUUCAUUUAAUUUUCGAAGCCUACUUUAUAAUUUUGUAAUUCAGUAUUGUGUUUGUAUUUCCUGUAAUUUAUUAACAUAAGUAAUGAAACUGGUAAUUUGA
Cydia amplana is the source of this 1607-nucleotide messenger RNA. Its product is annotated as transforming acidic coiled-coil-containing protein 3-like. Bases 240 to 1211 code for a protein of 323 amino acids. NCBI's taxonomy places the organism in Eukaryota, Metazoa, Arthropoda, Insecta, Lepidoptera, Tortricidae. Gene Ontology annotation, cellular component: cytoplasm. The record is from RefSeq and is a predicted model, not a curated record. The transcript is spliced from 2 exons. Gene Ontology annotation, biological process: mitotic spindle organization; cell population proliferation; cerebral cortex development.